AGUGAUCGUACUUCUUCGCAACCACGUGCAAAAACAUGCGAUCCCCUUUGCGCCGGGUGUGUUUUGUGGAACUCGUCGUGUUAUGUUUCGCGGAAAGCGACACGGAGCGCCGCCUGCAGAAUCACUUCGCCUGGACGGAACCGGUAGCCCAGUAUGAAGAGCACGCGGUCCCGGCGUUUCAUCGCGUCACGCCGGAAAAGCUCGCAGAGCUCCUUGCGAACGGCAUGCCGUUCGUACUGCACGGGUUUGCCCCGGAUGAGAGCUGCUUUGCUGCCACACCUGGCACACAGUGCGAGAAGCAGCUCGCGAAACUCGGCGUUCCCGCGCUCCCGGCUGACGCGACCGAGACCGCGCUUCCGCGGACUCGGCUGGAGAGGCGCUCAGCCGAACAUUGCUUCGCGACGGCCGCGGUUGCAUCCGGCGGCCCGAUUGGCGUGCGACUGCAGCAUGUUGAUGGGGCGACGUGGCAUUGGAAAACUCACCUGCGCCCCGGCGACCUGCUUGUUUAUCCUCCCAGCCUAGCAGGCCGCGAGUGGACUUCCGAGUCCAGUACUGCGGGCAACGAAGCCGAGGACGAUGCAAGCACUAUUCGCCUUCGACGACUGCCUCUCCUGGCCCCGCUGCCGUCGGGACUGCUACGCGAGCUCGGAACCGCUGGAACGAAGGGUGUGGCGUGCAAGCAGCUUCGCCGCGACCUGGCUGUCCUCGGGGUGCAGUUUCCUCUGCUGCCAUCGGGAGAAGAGGCAUUCGAGCAGGCAUGGAAACUGGUUGCGGAGCAGCUCGACACCAACGGGAAUGGCGAACUCGAACGUGAAGAGGUCGAGACGUACUUUCGCGAGGCCACGCAACGCGCGGGUGCGCAGCCGUACUUCGAGGACCUGUUGCUUUUUCACGAUCGAGACGGUGACGGAAUAUUGUCGGUUUCGGAAGUAGUCGGGACGCUGGCUAACUUUUCUGUUGAACAAUACCAGGCGCGAAGGCCGGCAAGCACUGCGACGUAGCGGAAAUGGAAGCCGAAGAUCCGGAAGUAAUAUAUAUAUACAGGCAUUGACCUAGAGCUGUGAAGGCAACUUUGCUGAGGUCGUAGUUGAGCUGCCUUUUAUAAUCGUGACUGAGAUUCUUUACCUUGCGAAACCGAAA
Amoebophrya sp. A120 is the source of this 1140-nucleotide messenger RNA. The record is from the annotation of a GenBank genome assembly. NCBI's taxonomy places the organism in Eukaryota, Dinophyceae, Syndiniales, Amoebophryaceae.